AUGGUUGGCGUCCUCACUUACAACAUCCACUCUGGAGUUGGCGGCGACGGAGUCUACGAUCUUGAGCGCAUUGCUGGAGUCGUGCGCAGAUCCGGAGCUGAUGUUGUGUGCUUGCAGGAGGUUGAAGCGAACAGCGAGGUUCUGCGUGUGCGGAAAUGGUCUGUCCCGCAUGCUGACAAUCAGCCGCAGCAAAUCGCAGCCAUGUGUGGAUUGCCACACUUCAUAUUCUCCGCCACCUUGACUGCAACCUUCUCGAAGGAUUCGUUGCGCGGUGGAGAAGUUCUACAACACUCUGGAGACGGGCGGUACGGACUAAGCAUCUUGAGCAGGUUCCCAAUCAUUCGGUCGCGCCAGCUGUCCUUCAACCGCGCGGAGGGAAGUCCUGGUGAAACCCUCUUCAUGGACCAGGAAGAGCAGCCGCGGGGCGCUCUUGCGGUGCUUCUGGACAUGGAGGAAGAGGAUGCCGAGCCGAUGUGGGUUGUGAACACGCAUCUCUCCCACAGGAUUGCGUCGCAGGAGCAGCGACGGCAAGCGGCUGAGGUCCUUCGCUGGAUGGACGAACUACGAUCCGAAGAUUUGCCAGAAAGUGACAGGGCAACGUUUCUGCUAGCAGCCGAUUUGAACUCACCUUCUUUCUGUCCAUAUUCUUCCUAUUCGGUCAUUGCUGCAGACUCCAGGUGGAAAGAUCUAUGGCAGGAGGGUGGCGGCCCGUGCUGCUGCUCUGCCACCUUCCCGGCAAAUUGGUGCGGUGGCCUCUUUGGAACCAGGAUUGAUCACAUCUUCGGAUUGUGUCUGGAAGAUGGGCCAAUUCCAAUGUGUGAAACUGCCCGGGUUGUGCGAGACACACCCGCAGAUGAACUUGCCUCCGACCACUGCGCCGUGUUUGUACAGAUGGAUUUUGUUGUUCACCUUUGGAACGUCAGCGCCUAUUCAGCUGCCAGACUUUUCGCAGAUGCCAGAGGCAGCGGUGAUGCGCUUUGCGAGGGGUUAGGACAACUGCUUGAGACGGGCUACUGCGCCUACUCGGUAAAGUCGUUGCGGCAAGCUGGUCAUGGAGAGGAGUUGUCGCUGGCUCCCGUGCAGGAAGUAGAGCGAUCGGCGCCAGACCGACCGCCACUUCCACGGUCACCGCCCCCGGCCAUCCACCGGCCGCCGCCCCCGAGCGGCGCGCAGCCGCCUUUUGUAUCCCCACGGAAUGCCUCGCCCAGAACGGCCUCUCCGAGGUUGCCAGGCAACUGGCAUCCACACAUGCCACAGCAAGGUUCCAACCUCGGUAUCGAGCGACAGCAAGGGAGUCGCAGCUUUUAUGGUCAGGUUCCGAUGCAACCGCCGCCGCAGAUGUACGUUUACAAUUCUGCAGCUGCGGCUUACAGCCAGGCUGCCCAACAGCAGGCGGUCGUGCAACAAGCCGCCCAGCAGGCGGUCGUCCAGCAGGUGGCUGCCCAACAGGUGGCAGCCCAGCAGGUGGCAGCCCAACAGGUGGCAGCCCAGCAGGCGCAGGCGGCACAAGUCUAUGCAGAGCGCCAGCAGACUUUUGACCACACAGGCUGUGAAGGAAGCUAUCCCGAUUCUCCGAUCGCCCAGGAUCUUGCAGAAGAGGAUGUUGAAGGAGCAGAGGCAAACAUUCAGCAGGCACCAGAUAGUGGUGGGCAAGGAGCCUCCGCUUUCGAUUCGUUUCGCCUUCUGGUCUGGAAAGCAGGUCGAGGUUGGUGGACAAUCUUGCAGGAAAGCUCCAUGUGCUUUCCCAGUGAGUCGAAGCGGCGCCGGAUUGAGAUUCGCCACGAGUUUUGGCUCCACGCCCCAAGCCGCGGGCGAUGUGGCCUGCGCGGCAUGGUGGCGCGCAAGGCGACAGUGCAAGUGGAUGCCAGCGAGGACGAGUCUGAGGAGGUACAGGAACAUCUGAAAGAUGCCGUGGAGGGCACGUUGCGGCUAAAGCGUUUGCUGAGCCAGGACUCUGAGGAUGGAUUCUCCAAGAAGAAGCGCGCCAUGGAAAACAGCAUCGACGUCGACCGUCGCCAUAGGAUUGACGAGCUGCUAGAGAAGUGGGAUAGGUUGGACGACAGGGUGAUGUUGCACGUGCUUGAAGGGCUGGAAACCCGGGAGCUCGAGUACUUGGCGAACUCGUCCUUCGUGCCCGAUGAGUCCAACUGGAGGAAUAUCCCAGCUGACCAAGUGGCCACGCAGGUCGCCAUGUGGCUGGAGGGCCAGACGUUGGGUGGCGGUCCGCUCGACAUGCUCCUCACUUUCCGAGACAAGUGGAAACUUGGUUUGGAUGCAGAUGGUCUCCUUCGAACACUGAGCCACAAGGAUUUGCGUUACGUGAUGGAUCAUUACGAUGGCACGCAGAACAUUGGGAAGCUGGUUGCGGAGGCGAAGAAGUCGCCUCCGCUGGAGGGGCGGACGGAAGGCUGCAUGCCAGAUGCGCCUGGGUUGGCCGCAAUCGGCCGCUUCCACCGGCUUGAGCUCAUUGACCCAACUGCAGAUGCUGCGGUGUUCGGGGAUGCCAACUUGAGCUUUGCGUUAAAUUUGGCGAGACACCGCAAGGUUCUUGGCCAUGUUGGCCGCGUCAUUGCGACCACCUUCGAGUCCCUGGAGACUCUUCGGGAGCGCUACGAGGAAAUAGAUGAAACCAUCAAGACGCUCGAGGAGCAUUACGCAGAGGUGCACCAUGAGAUCGAUUGCACACGCAUCGCCAUGAAUCCAAAGUUUAAGGGUCUGGAGGGAGCCAUCGGGGCAGUGUAUUACAACUUCCCACAUGCAGGAGCUGUGGGUGGCUUUUUCGACGGCCACCCAGUCGUCAAUUGGCGUCAUGAAAACUUGAUGAGAUUAUUCUUUCGGGCACUGCGAUCCUUCAUGAAAGUGGGUGGCUUGGUGAAGGUUGCUUCGAAUAUGGGAGCAGUGGGUGUCCGAUUUUCAUACAUUACCUUUGCAGCCAAAGAGAAUGAGUUUGAUCAUGUGGAAACAGUCCCUUUCCUCCAAUGGAAUCUUCAUCGAUAUGGCCGGGCAUAUGGCGACAGGCGUGACGCCGGUCGCCGCCCUGGCAAGUCAGAGAACUACAACGCUCAACGGGCGGACAGAGACAUGGUCUAUACCUUCAGAUACAAACCCAGUGGCAAGCAGAUUGGCCCGCAAGGCAUUCGACUGCCGCCGACGCUCAGCACACUGGAAGAAUGCCCCGACGGACCCUUCUCCUGGCAACCAGUCGAGACAAAGAAGCAGCUGGAGUGGGGCUCAGUCUUAAGAAAUUCCAGUCUCCCUCACCAUCUGCGAGGGAGCUUUAAGUGCAGAUAUCGGAUGUCGAAGCUCUCAGGGUGUCGAAGGCUCAAGGUGCCGACUCAGCAAAGCUGA
Molecule: messenger RNA, 3348 nt
Organism: Symbiodinium sp. CCMP2592
Lineage: Eukaryota; Dinophyceae; Suessiales; Symbiodiniaceae
Source: the annotation of a GenBank genome assembly